UCUUGGUCGCCGGAAUCACUAAAAUGUCAGAUUCCUGAAGUCGUGAACAGUACCAUACGUUUAGUAAAAGAACUAGAGAAUCUUUAAAUCAUUGUUGGAAUAGCAUCUUAGUAUCUAAAUUCUAGGUCGAUCUAGAAUCUAAUAAUUUAAUAAUGUCUUCUAACAUUUCCGUGUCCGUCUCUAAGGGUUGUUUUGCUUAUAAGGGAAAAUCAAGAAAAGCAAAGUAUAUUGAUUAUUUGCAUCUGGAGGAUGAUAAAUAUGUGAAAAAUCGCAUGAAACUCUAUGACAAUUUGUGGGAUGAUCUCCAAGUUCAUAUUGACAUUCUUAGAGCAGAUUUAAAUUCACAAAUUUUUGAGGAUUUGAUUACAUUUACUUCAACAUGUCACAAAGAUAGAUACACAUUAAAUGGCAGAUUCAUUGGGGAAAUCCCAACUGCUGUUCUCAUCACAGGUGUCAAUACCCCUGACCAUGGCGUCAUGUUUUCUAAUUUAAACUCAAUGUUCAAAGCAAGGGUCACACCCUUGGUAGCUCGGAUUAUGUCCAAAGACUGUUCUCGAGUUUCAAUGCUUGUGGCUAGCGUAGUGCAACAGCUGACAGACAUAACAGUAAGCUUAGACGAUGAUGAGUUGUGUGCUGAGGCUGCUGGAUUAGAAAAUGAAUCAAUCCUGGAGAACACUCCUGUCAAGCUAAAGAAAAAUAUUCGACAUAAAAAAGCUGUUAACAUGUCUACUCUUGUUAAAUGGUAUGGUAAGACUUAUUCAGAUUCAGCUGUCAGUACAUUGGCACAGAUAAGAGAAAAGACUACCAGUCCAUGUAAAAAGAAAUGUGGCAACAGUGAAGUGAAAACCAAAGUAGUGGAAAAUGAAUCGAGCAAAAAGAAGCCGUUGGUGAUUUUAAUGCUUGAAGAUUCUGAAAACAUCAGCUCUAAUGUUCUACAGGAUUUCAUACUGCUGUGUAGUAGCUAUUUAUCAUCUUUGCCAAUUGUUUUAGUUCUAGGAAUAGCAACUGCUGUCACUGCAAUACAUCAACUUCUACCUACAUCAGUGUCAUCAUUACUAUGCAUGGAAAAAUUUCAUGCACCUCCUGCAUCACGUUACCUUACACAACUGAUGGACAAAAUUAUCAUGACUUCAGAUUUGCCAUUUAAACUUGGACCAAAAGUAUUUCAUUUUUUACUUGACAUUUUCCUUUACCAUGAUUUUUCAAUUACCAACUUCAUUGCUGGCUUCAAGUACAGCAUGACAGAACAUUUUCUUUCUAAUCCAUUGAGUUUGUUAUGCUGCUAUGAAACUGACAUAGCUAAUACGGUAUCACGACUAACACAUUCUCAGCUUGAAGAUCUGCGUAGACAUUCUGCAUUUAUGAAGUAUGUUGAAGGUACCCCAGGUCAUGAGCAAAUAAAAUUAAUAACAGAUGAUAAUGUAACAAAGAUAAAGAUUUCUGAACAAUUACAAGCUAUGCAUGAUCUUCAUACGAGAAAGUUUCCAUCCAUGCGUUUUCUUCAUUGCCUAGGACUUAAUUUGCCAAAACAUCCACUUGGCAAACAGAUCAGAGAACUGUAUUCCACUUGUCUCAGUGAAAGUGUUUGUGAAUCUGAAGGAUAUAAACAAACAUUCAACUUUCUCCGCAUCAUGUGCUGCGAUGAUUUACAUGAUGUUCUUGGUCUUUGUCUCAAUACUAUAAGUGAAGUAAAAAUUUCAGAAGUCAGAAAUUUAUACAAUGAUGUAGAGAAAUUCAGAUACAGGCUUAAACAUUUAGAUGAAGAAAUGGAGGAUUCUGAACAUGAGAAUAUACAGAGUGAAGUAAGAAUUCUCCCUCAAAGAGCCAAGUUGCAUGAACUGAAAGAAAAGCUGCAACUUAUAUCCUCCUCUAGAAAGAAAUCACCAUAUGAAUGUUUACGUGAUGAAAUACUGAAUUCACUUGACAACCACUUUAGGAAUCUACUUCAGUGUCCAAUGACACACCCACUUCAUGAGAUUUUUUACUUUAACGAUGUGAGUGCAAUAAGAGAUCACAUUAAAGCAGCACCACGCUGUUCUAUCCAGCAUGCUUUGUCACAACCUGGUAAAUAUUUGUCUUGUUCAUGCUGUCAGUGUGAUGCUGAAUCAAUUCUUCCUUCUAUGCCGGAUGUUUGCAUUGUUUAUAAACUCCACUUAGAGUGUGGGACACUGGUAAACCUUUAUGACUGGCUUCAGGCUUUUGUUGUUGUUAUAAGCUCAAAAGGAACUGACAUGAAAAAACCAACAAAGGCUAGCAAAACCCCAUCUUUGGAGCAUAGAGCUAGAUUUAUCAGAGCUGUUGCAGAGCUUCAAUUUCUUGGAUUUGUUAAAGCUACUCAACGAAAAACAGAUCAUGUUACUAGACUAACUUGGUAGGUUGUAUGCAUUAUCAUCUAUCAUAUUUUGAAAUUAAAAAUUAUAUUUUAAAAAAUUUGGAGAUUUUGUUUGAGAUUUUCUUGUUUUUGCUAUUAAAAAGAAUAUUUGUUGUUGUUUUUUUUAUGUACAACUUAUAUAUCAGAUAAUUUAUAAUGUUAUAGCUAAUGUCACCUUGUUUACAACUUAUAAGCUUAGCUUUUCUUUCUCUUAUAUUUAUAUAGAUGAAACAGUAUAAAAAUACCAAGCAUACUAUUAAUUAGUCCAUAACCUUUUUAUGUAAAAUGAAGUUCA
This is a messenger RNA of Physella acuta, 2666 nucleotides long. RefSeq names its product origin recognition complex subunit 3. Lineage: Eukaryota; Metazoa; Mollusca; Gastropoda; Physidae. Gene Ontology annotation, molecular function: DNA replication origin binding. Gene Ontology annotation, biological process: DNA replication initiation; DNA replication. Gene Ontology annotation, cellular component: nuclear pre-replicative complex; nuclear origin of replication recognition complex; DNA replication preinitiation complex. The record is from RefSeq and is a predicted model, not a curated record.